AUGGAUGACCGGCGAAAGACCACCGCCAAGGCACGUGACGAGAUAGCAGAGGUCGCUGCUAUUUCGUACUCCACAACAUACGCCAAGAACAAUGCGGCCACGAAGACGUGGACGGUGUGGACCAAGAUCAAGGAUGGGGUGGAACCAGCCCAGCCCUCCAGAAAGCGCCUGUAUGACAAUAUCGACCUAGCUCCAACAGAAGCGGUAGACACAAGGGCCGAUAAGGCGGACAAGCCAAACCAGGGCCAAAAUGAACUUGAUUUGCUUCGGAGCGCCGCCUGGAAUCCUGACGAUGGUGAGAUAUCAGCAAAUAGUGAUCCCAUUCUGCGAGCUCUUCGCCCUGCGAUAGGAGGCACCUUCACGCGGUGCAGGGCGUCAGUACUCCUGGUCUCGCCAGCACAGCGAGGAAGCUAA
Molecule: messenger RNA, 414 nt
Organism: Cladophialophora psammophila CBS 110553
Lineage: Eukaryota; Fungi; Ascomycota; Eurotiomycetes; Chaetothyriales; Herpotrichiellaceae
Exons: 1
Coding region: 1-414 (137 amino acids)
Source: RefSeq, a predicted model, not a curated record